AAAAGACCGAUGCAAUAAUGUCCGACUCCGACAACAACCAAAUCCGAAUCGGACUCUUAAGCUGCAUCAACAUCGUCCGUAAACUCUCUCGAGCCAUAAACCUUUCUCCAAACGCUACUAUCUCCGCCAUAGCCACCACCAGCUCCAUCGAAGAAGCUAAAUCUUUUACUGCAUCUAACAAUUUCCCUAUAAACACAAAGAUCUAUGGCUCUUACGAGUCGCUUCUACAAGAUCCUGAUGUAGACGCCGUCUAUUUACCUAUUCCGGCUAGUCUCCACGUUGAGUGGGCUGUAAGAGCCGCGAGGCAAGGUAAGCAUAUACUUCUUGAUAAGCCUGUUGCUUUGAACGUAUCUGAGUUUGAUCAGAUCGUGGAAGCUUGUGAGUUUUAUGGAGUUCAGUUUAUGGAUGGGACUCAGUGGAUGCAUAAUCCUAGAACUGCUAAGAUCAUAGACUUUGUGAAGGAUUUUGAGAUUAGAACUGUGAAUAGUUGUUUCUCAUUUGCAGCAAGUGAGAGUUUCUUAAAGAAUGAUAUUCGUGUGAAGCCUGGUCUUGAUGGGCUUGGAGCUCUUGGUGAUGCUGGAUGGUACACAAUCCAAGCAGUUCUUGUAGCCAACAACUUCAAACUUCCGAAAACCGUCACUGCAUUGCCCGGUUCUGUCUUAAACGAUGCGGGAAUCGUUCUUUCUUGUGGUGCAUUGUUCGAUUGGGAAGAAGGGAUUACAGCGACGAUUUAUUGUUCUUUCUUGGCAAAUCUAACGAUGGAGAUAACCGCAAUUGGUAAGAAAGGUACUGUCAAUGUUCGCGACUUUGUUAUACCGUAUAGGGAAACCGAUGCUGCGUUUAUAACAAGCACUAGAGGUUGUCUUAGUGAACACAAAGUCAUGACCGAGCUUCCACAAGAGACGUGUAUGGUGAUAGAGUUUGCACGGUUGGUUGGAGAAAUCAAAAACAGAGGAGCUAAACCUGAUGGGUUUUGGCUCAGCUUUAGCCGGAAGGUGCAGCUGCUUGUUGAUGCCGUGAAAGAAUCGAUUGAUAAUAACCUUGAGCCGGUUUUGCUCUCUGGACGGUGAAGAAAGAGCCUCAGAGAUCAUGAUACAACCAAUGCUUAGCUUAGUUACUUUGUUAGGUUUCUGUUUGCCCUUUCAAUGAUCUCAAUUCUCUAGCAAGAUCACCAAAGCAGCUAGUGAAAAGUUAGUUGUUAUCAAGUGAAAUGGUAACAUUAGCCAUGUUUUCAUUCAUAUGUAUAAAACCACCAGAUAAAGCGUCAUAACAUUCAUACUCAUUUGGUCUUUGUUAUUGAGUUGUGUCUCUCUGUCCUUAAGCUAAGAAAAUGUCAAAUUGACCAAGUUGGUUUAAAGGUCGGUU
Capsella rubella is the source of this 1365-nucleotide messenger RNA. RefSeq lists its product as uncharacterized. The transcript has 2 exons. NCBI's taxonomy places the organism in Eukaryota, Viridiplantae, Streptophyta, Magnoliopsida, Brassicales, Brassicaceae. Gene Ontology annotation, molecular function: nucleotide binding. The record is from RefSeq and is a predicted model, not a curated record. The coding region runs from base 18 to 1070 and encodes 350 amino acids.